Juglans regia (Persian walnut) is the source of this 1601-nucleotide messenger RNA. RefSeq names its product autophagy-related protein 18a-like. The coding region runs from base 105 to 1343 and encodes 412 amino acids. Lineage: Eukaryota; Viridiplantae; Streptophyta; Magnoliopsida; Fagales; Juglandaceae. The transcript is spliced from 4 exons. Gene Ontology annotation, molecular function: phosphatidylinositol-3-phosphate binding; protein binding; phosphatidylinositol-3,5-bisphosphate binding. Gene Ontology annotation, cellular component: phagophore assembly site membrane; extrinsic component of membrane; cytosol. Gene Ontology annotation, biological process: protein lipidation; protein localization to phagophore assembly site; autophagy of mitochondrion. The record is from RefSeq and is a predicted model, not a curated record.
UUGUUCGUUUCCAAAACACUUUCGAUGAACAUCAUCUCCGUUCUUCUUUACCCUCCAUAUAUACUCACUUCCCUCCAGAGUUAUCAUCAUUCUUCUCCUCUACCAUGCCUACCAGCUCUGCCUCCUCUCCCUCUCCCUGGCCCCUUGACAUCGUUAAUUCUUCUCCCCGCUUCUCCGACUCCAAUUCCUCCAUGCAUCGCGAGCCAUUGGAACCCCGCAGCCCCGACUCUAACCCUAACCCUGAAAUCCAGAAGCCGUUUUCUAUUUCGCGGUCGUCCGAUCCGCAGACGCUGGUUCACCUGUCGUUCUUCAUGGACCAUAGGUUCUUCGCGGCUGGUACGAGCCGCGGGUUCAGAGUCUUCAGCUGCGACCCUUUCUGCGAGCUCUUCAGCCGUGAAUUCAACGGCGGCGGCUUCGCCGCCGUCCAGAUGGACUUCCGAAGAAGCAUCCUGGCCCUUGUAGGCGGUGGACCCCACUCCAAGUUCCCUCUCGACAAGGUCAUUUUCUGGGACGAGCGACAGUCCUACUGGGCCUCUGAGAUCUCUUUCCGCACCGAAGUCCGCUCCAUCCACCUCCGCUACGACCGUAUCGUCGUCGUUUUGGAGCAUAAGAUCUACGUGUAUAAUCUCACGCACUUAAGCUUGGUCCACCAAUUGGAGACCAUCGCAAACCCCGAGGGCCUCUGCGCGGUCUCACAGUUGGACGGGUCGUUAGUCCUUGCCUGCAUCGGGUUGCGCAAGGGCCAGGUUAGAGUCGAGCACUACGCGGCCAAGAGGACUAAGUUCAUCAUGGCGCACGACUCCAAAAUAGCGUGCUUGGAGCUCAGCCAGGAUGGGCUGUUUCUCGCGACGGCAAGCUGUAAGGGGACUCUGGUCCGGAUUUUCAGUACCCUCGAUGCAACACUACUUCAAGAGGUAAGGAGGGGCACAGAUCCAGCAGAUAUCUACAGUUUGGCAUUUUCUUCAACUGCCCAGUGGUUAGCAGUUACAAGUGACAAGGGAACUGUGCAUGUUUUCAAUCUUAAGGUCAAUCCGGGAUUGCAAGGAAAUGACGAACCGCAAAAUGCAUCUGAUGCGGAUGUUGCUGUUACAAAAUUAAGCUCGCCUCUCUCUUUCAUUAAAGGACUGUUGCCUAAGUAUUUUGCCUCACAGCGGUCGUUUGCCCAGUUUCAUUUGCCUGAGCGUACUCAAUGCAUCGCUGGUUUUGGUCACCAAAAGAAUACAAUUGUAGUUGUAGGCAUGGAUGGAAGCUUCUAUCGAUGUCAAUUUGACUCAGAGAAUGGAGGAGAGAUGACAGAGCUGGAAUAUCACAACUUUCUGAAUCCAGAAGAAGCUGCCUCAUGAUACUUAAUUAGUACAUAAAAGAGAUUUUGGGUACAUAAAUAAUCUGUUACCUUCUUUUUUGUCCCUUGGUUUAGGAUACGGCAAUAUUAUUACGACAUUCCCAAAAGUUAUGAAAACAACAUAUUUCUAUCUUGCCGGUAGAGUUUUUCAUUGCAAGUGGGAAUGUCUGAAGAAUAAUACAAUUUUUUUUUUUUAAUCGCAGUUGAGGUCCUGUCUUGUAAUUUGGGAUGAUUCACUCGUUAGAUGUAACUAUCAAGA